AGUUGCGAACGACGAUAAUCCAUCCGAGUGACCCACGACCGACACUCACCUCUACCUAUUCGAGCUACACCUCGAUCGAUCACCAUUGGGGAAACAACCUUGAAAACAAUUCAAAGAUGCCGAAAGCCAACAAACAAUCUCAGAACAAGUCCAAGAACAAGCGGAUAGAUGUACCUCAGCCGAAAAAGAAGACUCAGAAGGAGCUCGGGGUGCCCAAGCUGAAAGGACUGCAACGCACUGUCGAUGCCAAGUCUGCCAAAGCCGCGAGGGGAGCCGCUAGGAACGAACAGACUAUGCGUCAUCUCCUAGCUACCUCGACAUCCACAAAACCUCUCAUCGAUGAUCUCCCCGAAAUCGCUGGCCCGGCGGAUCCCUUCUCGACGCUCGCCUCGACGGAACACUUGUCCGCGUUGCGAGACUCGUCCACAAGAGCUUUCACGAGAGAGUUGAAAAAGGUCAUCGAUCGGAGCGAUGUAAUCGUCCAGGUGCUCGAUGCGAGGGAUCCAGAGGGUACCAGAUCGAGAUGGGUAGAGGAGGAGGUCAGGAAGAAGGAAUCCGAGGGGAAAAGGUUGAUGGGCGUGGUCAACAAGAUUGACCUGGUACCAAGAGAAAACCUUGAAGCAUGGUUGAAACACCUCCGCCAUUCCUUCCCGGUCAUGCCGUUCAAGUCGUCCACACAAUCUCAGCGGCAAAACCUCUCGCAAGCCGCCAUCCACCUGUCUACGAAUGCCACAUCAUCCAAGACCCCUUUGGGCGCGACCUCGUCGACUUCUGCACACAAGAAUUCGUCCGAUCCUAUUCCUACCACCUCGGCCUCCCUCGGAGCACCGGCCCUGUUACAACUCCUCAAGAAAUAUGCAUCGACCCACCCUCAUCAGACCUUGACGGUCGGUUUCAUCGGUUACCCCAACGUCGGUAAAUCCUCCCUCAUCAACUCGCUCAAACGUUCCCGAGCUUGUCCGGUGGCCGCCAUGCCGGGUAAGACGAGGGUCAUGCAAGAAGUCGUCCUCGACAAGGGGGUCAAGGUGCUCGAUUGUCCCGGUGUCGUGCUGGACGAUUUCGACCGGAUGGGUCUGGCGCUGGAUGAGUCGGAAAAGGGAAAACGAAAGGGGGCGGUCUUGUUGAGGAACUGUGUCAAGGUGGAAGAGGUGGAGGAUCCUAUGGCCGCUGUCGAGGAAAUCUUAAGGAGGGUGGAAGUGAGCAAGAUGAUGGAGCUUUACGAGGUGCCAGAGUACAAGAAUGUCACCGAGUUCUUGGUCAGGGUUGCUUUGACCCGAGGAAGGCUGGGGAAGGGAGGUAUCCCCGACCUCAUCGCCGCUGCCACGGCAAUCUUACGAGAUUGGAACGCCGGCAAGAUCCCCUACCACACUGAACCGCCCAAGAUCCACCCCUCGGCCAAUCUCACCAAAGAGACAGAGCUGGGCAUCCCUGCUGUCGAGGGAGAGAUGCAAGUCGAGAACGGCCAACAGGAUGGAGAUGCCAUCUUGACCGGGCUUGGACAGGCAUUUGAUCUGGAUGGCUUGUUUGCUUCGUUCGGAGGUGGCGAGUUUGACGAGGAUGAGUGGGUGGAUGAGGCUCCGGGUCUGGUCGGGCAACCGGUCGAUGACGAGCUGGAUGAUGUUGACGAUGUGGGAAUCGACGACGUACCGCCAGAGAUGCCGGUCGAUGAAGACCUUUUGGACCGAAUGGCAGCAGGACCAUCCGCCACUAUCCCGGCUUUCACUCACGUACCUUCAACAUCGACUUAUGCGCCCAGCGCGACUUCCUCGGGAUCUACAUUACCCCGGAUAAAUCCUCUAGCACUCUUCACUCCGGCAGAAAGGGCCUUGUUGCCCAACAACCCGAACCUCAACCCGCUCGACCGCAAGGCGCUCAAACAAAAGGCCAAGAAACAGGCCAAACGGAGCCGGGAGGCCGAAAAGCAGGAGCGAGCGGCGGACGAGGACAUGUUUGACGCGGCGGCGAUGUUUGGUUCGAUGAACGUCACCCAACCCAAGCGGGUCGAGGUCAAGAAGAAGAAAAAGACCGAGACGGGGGCCAAGGGACAGAAGAUCAAGGGGUCCGUUGUGCCCGUGACCAUGGACGCCGAGACGCAGAAGGAGCUGGACUUUAUGAGCUUUUUGAACUCGGUCGGAGCUGAAGGUGGAGAUGAUGACGAUGAUAUGGAGCUGUAGAUGAUAACGAUAUAUACUCGGCGACUCCUUGUACCCCACGAUCAUCCGAGCUCGAUGUACGAUCGCACCGGCCUGAAACCCGAACCUUGGCGUGCGCCUCUGAUCACGUGAAAAGCGAGAGUCAACGCGAGUCAAACGGAUAAUUCGGGCAACAGGGAGGGUUCAGCGAGGAAUAGGUGGGGAUGAAAGGAGAUGAUCAUAUCCCAUGCUGCAUG
Molecule: messenger RNA, 2389 nt
Organism: Filobasidium floriforme
Lineage: Eukaryota; Fungi; Basidiomycota; Tremellomycetes; Filobasidiales; Filobasidiaceae
Exons: 7
Coding region: 117-2174 (685 amino acids)
Cellular component (GO): nucleolus
Molecular function (GO): GTP binding
Source: RefSeq, a predicted model, not a curated record